Messenger RNA from Exophiala oligosperma, 2100 nucleotides. Its product is annotated as acetolactate synthase, catabolic. The record is from RefSeq and is a predicted model, not a curated record. Gene Ontology annotation, biological process: L-valine biosynthetic process; butanediol metabolic process. Gene Ontology annotation, cellular component: acetolactate synthase complex. Bases 291 to 1967 code for a protein of 558 amino acids. The transcript has 3 exons. Lineage: Eukaryota; Fungi; Ascomycota; Eurotiomycetes; Chaetothyriales; Herpotrichiellaceae. Gene Ontology annotation, molecular function: thiamine pyrophosphate binding; magnesium ion binding; flavin adenine dinucleotide binding.
CCGCCAUUAACCGUGUGUACUGGAUAGUGAGGUCAUCUUCACCCAAUCAACGCCGAUUACAUCAUCCCGUCUUUCCCUCAUUUCGCCUUUUUCUUCGACCUCCAUAUCAAGUCGCCAAAAGCAGAGAACGUAUUACCCGUUGAAUCGGUUUGUUUGUCAUCUAUAUAACGGGACCAAAAGUGCAUGAUCUCUCUUCAAAAAUGAGACUAUGAUACCCUUGAUUGCUUGAGCUACUGACACCUUGUUUCUCCUUUUACCUUGCUCAUACAACGUCCCACCAUACCGCAGCCAUGGCUGAAGAUACUGUCGCCCAGAUCAUCGUCAACAGCUUGUACAAGGCUGGCGUUCGUUAUGUAUUUGGUGUGCCAGGCGCCAAGAUAGAUGCCAUAUUCGAUUGCCUUCAAGACCACCCCGAGAUCAAACUGAUCGUUGCUCGACACGAGCAGAAUGCGGCUUUCAUGGCGGCAGCUGUCGGACGCAUCACAGGAACGCCUGGAGUUUGUGUAGCCACGAGCGGACCUGGUGCUAGCAAUUUGGCUACAGGUCUCGUCACAGCAAAUACAGAAGGCGACCCCGUGGUAGCUCUCGUGGGCAGCGUUCCUCGAGCAAUGCAACUACAUCGAACUCAUCAGAGCAUGAAGACGCUUGACAUUCUUGGCCCGACUUCCAAACUGGCCGUUUCGAUCGACGUCGAGGACCAAGCCGCCGAAGUCAUCCUCGACGCUUUUAGAACGGCAUCUUCUUCACCCAGAGGCACCGCGGUCGUCAACAUCCCAAUCGACGUGUCGAAAGGUAAAUCCAAGAUCCUCCCUUUCCCGAGCCACGCUUUCUUGCCUCCCAAGUAUGGCAUCUCUCCGACAUCACGCCUCGACGAAACCAUCGAAAUGAUCCAGAACGCAAAGCUUCCUGUGCUGUUCCUAGGACUCCGCGCCAGCGCGCCGAGAGUCGUCGAACAAGUCCGUAAACUCUUAUCUAAGUUCCCCAUCCCAACCGUCGAGACGUUCCAAUCUGCCGGUGCCAUCUCAAAGGACCUCGUACACGUCUUUUACGGCCGUGUCGGCCUCUUCAGAAACCAGUGCGGCGACAGACUGAUGGCCAAAUCCGACCUCAUCCUUUCCGUCGGCUACGACCCUGUCGAGUACGACGCCAGUGCCUGGAACCCCAAGGGCGACGGUCGCAUCGUCCACAUUGACGUGACGGCGGCAGACUAUGGAGCGUCAUACCGACCCAUCUUAGAACUGGUUGGCUCAAUUGCCGAAAACCUCGCAUACAUCUCUUCCCACCUUGACCGCAUUUCGAAAUCGUCCAUCGCAGAACAGUGUCGUCCUUUCAGAGAGGAGUACCUCUCAUGGCAGCAACUACCAGACGUCAAACGCUCAUCCGGUCUCGUCCACCCUCUCCAUUUUAUCACCAUUCUUCAAAAUCUCGUGUCGAAAGACACGACCGUCUGCGUCGACGUCGGAUCCGUCUACAUUUACUUCAUGAGGUACUUUUUCGCCUACGAACCCCGCCGACUCCUCUGUUCCAACGGCCAACAGACGCUCGGCGUCGGUCUACCCUGGGCCAUCGGUGCGAGUCUCGCCCAGGACCCCCCGUGUUCCGAAAAGGUCGUCUCCGUCAGCGGCGACGGAGGGUUCAUGUUCUCGUCGCAGGAAAUGUCGACGGCCGUGCAACAGGGUUGCAACAUCACUCACUUCAUCUGGAACGACGAGGCCUACAACAUGGUCGAGUUCCAGGAGGUCAUGAAGUACAACCGCUCGUCGGGCGUCAAGCUGGGCGGCGUCGACUUUGCCAAGUUCGCCGAGAGCUUCGGCGCCAAAGGGUUCCGUAUCUCCGACUCGUCCCAGGUCGAGAGUGUCAUCCAGGAAGCCCUCAACCACAAGGGCGUGUCGUUGGUCGAUGUCGCGAUCGACUAUUCUGGAAAUAUUGAACUCGCAAAGACCAUUUCUCAGGAUCAAUGGAAUUAAGCAAAUGGAAAGGAAUUAAAUAACCUUACAAUGUCCAAUAAAAUACAACGGGUAUACCACCUUGCCUAUUUUUCUAGCAAUACGUGUACUGGGGUAUCAAUGCUAUCCGUAAAAGAAAAACAGUAAAUCAUGC